AUGAGAAUGAUUCAGGUUUCUACUUCUUUUUGGGGAGGGGGAUUCUCAAACAUUUUUGAUAUACUUCAAUUUAUCAGACUGAGCCUCAAAAUUUACUUUAGAAUGGUACUAUGUUUCCCUUUAAAACGGUACUUUGGCCAUACAGAAACCGACAUUGAACCCAGAACUUUCAUCCAUCUUGUGCGACACGGAGAGGCAUACCACAAUUUAGGACACUUCAAUGGAAAAAUCAAUCCCAAAUCUUACGAUAUUCGAGAUCCCUACCUUACCUUUAGAGGUAUCGAACAAGCCAAAUCUACUAGAGAGCAGAUGACAAAACGUUGUCCUGUUCCCAAUCUCGUCCUCACAUCCCCUCUAAUUCGCACUCUCGAGACUACACUCCACAUUUUCCCUUGCAAUGAGGAUGUCAGUAUCAAUUCACAACCUCAAAUUGUCGCCUAUGAUGAUUUAAGGGAGAGCGGAGCAUACUUAUGCAAUGUUCGCCAAACAAUUACUGAUUUAGCCAACAAUUAUGAGCACAAAGGCGUGGAUUUUACUGCUCUAUCACCUGUUGUUCCCCCAAUGAAAAGUGUUAUUCGUACGAAACAGCGUGCGGAAAUUGUUCGGAAGCAAAUCUUGGUUAUUUCAAAGCUUAUCAAAGAGGGAGGUGGGCUUUGGAAGGGGGUUUAUAUACAGGGUACUGGACAGAAUAUUGGACCGCGUAUGCAGACGAAACAGGAUACACAUAUUGUUGUCGUCUCUCAUGGGUCUUUCAUGGAGUAUUUGCUACCGCUCUCUCACAAAAUCCAGCCAGUUUGGCAAAGAUUUAGGCCAGCGGAGAUGAGGACAUAUGUGAUGGAUGAGGGUGGUCAUUUAGACGAGAUAGUAGAGUCUAAAAGAGCUAGAAGUACUACUAUUUUGCGAAAGGUUAGCUUGAUUCUCACUAGCUUUUCAGAUUGA
Messenger RNA from Botrytis fragariae, 939 nucleotides. RefSeq names its product putative phosphoglycerate mutase family protein. The transcript has 3 exons. Bases 1 to 939 code for a protein of 312 amino acids. The record is from RefSeq and is a predicted model, not a curated record. Gene Ontology annotation, cellular component: cytoplasm. Gene Ontology annotation, molecular function: phosphatase activity. NCBI's taxonomy places the organism in Eukaryota, Fungi, Ascomycota, Leotiomycetes, Helotiales, Sclerotiniaceae.